UGCUAUCCCGCACUCGCCUCUACAAAAGCCACAUAUCUCUCCUCAUGACUUAAACCACUCUCCCUCCAUCCCUGUCAGUCUGUCCGUCACCCUGGGAUCUACGGAGGCAAGCGGAGUGCCGGUGUCGGCCAUGAAGCUGAUGAACGGGGGAGGAGGAGGAGGGGGAGGAGGGGGAGGUGGAGGAGGAGGUGGAGAGAAGACUGCCUUUUCCUUUAAGAAGUGCUCUGCUUUCCAGUUUGUCAAGAGAAAGGUACGAAGAUGGAUGAGGAACCCCAAGGUGAGCGUGGAGAAGGCCCAAGGGAAAGGCCUCCUUCACGCCUGUCCAAUGUGUCCUCUGGUCGACGACCUGUGCUACACACACUUCCCAUCGCCUUACGGCUGCUGUCACUAUGGCGGCCUGCAGGGCGGACAGUACUACCACCAGGAGCCGUGCUCGCCAUGCCCUGCCAGCGGGAAAACCAGCGGCCAUGACAAGAGCAAGGGCUGCAAGGUGAGGAAGUGGAAGAUGCUGUCUCGCCAUCAUGGCGACGGUACAGGCAAGCAGAAGGAAGCGGAGUCCGACGUCCACCUGGGUGGUUGUCAGUCCUGGGGGAUCCAUGCCUCGCCCCUCAUGGCCAGCCCCGUCAUGCUAGAGUGCUCCAUCUGCAGUGGGCCCUACAUCAGCUACGCCCUGGAGGAUACCUGGCAGCCACGUCAACGCACACAGGCGAUGGACCUGUACUACCACAAUGAGUCAGACCCAGACAGCUACGGUUGCCCCGGCGACAACACUUUUAUGAAACAGAGAAGGAUGGGUCUGAACGACUUCAUUCAGAGGCUCGCCACAAACUCCUACGCCUGCAAGCAUCCUGAAGUUCAGUCUAUUCUGAACUUGAGUCCUCCUCAGGAUGCAGAACUCAUGAACGCGAACCCCUCCCCUCCUCCUAGUCCAUCCCAACAGAUCAACCUCGGUCCAUCCUCCAAUCCCUCGGCCAAACCAAGCGACUUCCACUUUCUCAAGGUGAUCGGCAAGGGCAGCUUCGGGAAAGUCCUGCUCGCACGCCAUCGUGCAGAUGACCAGUUUUACGCAGUCAAAGUCUUACAGAAAAAGGCCAUCCUCAAGAAGAAGGAGGAGAAGCAUAUCAUGUCAGAGAGGAAUGUGUUGCUAAAGAAUGUCAAGCACCCGUUUUUGGUGGGCCUGCACUACUCUUUCCAAACAACGGACAAACUCUACUUCAUCUUGGACUACAUCAAUGGAGGAGAGCUGUUUUACCACUUACAGAGAGAGCGCUGCUUCCUUGAGCCCAGAGCCAGGUUCUACGCAGCAGAAAUUGCCAGCGCGCUGGGCUACCUCCACUCCCUCAACAUCGUCUACAGAGACUUGAAGCCAGAGAACAUCCUGCUGGACUCACAGGGACACAUCAUUCUUACAGAUUUCGGCCUGUGCAAGGAGAACAUCGAACUCAACGGGACCACGUCGACCUUCUGCGGUACGCCAGAGUAUUUAGCUCCUGAGGUUCUACACAAGCAGCCGUAUGACAGGACGGUAGACUGGUGGUGUUUAGGAGCUGUGCUCUAUGAGAUGCUCUAUGGCCUGCCUCCGUUCUACAGCCGCAACACAGCGGAGAUGUACGACAACAUCCUGAACAAGCCGCUGCAGCUGAAACCCAACAUUUCCAACGCAGCCAGACACCUGCUGGAGGGGCUGCUGCAGAAAGACAGAACCAAGAGGCUGGGCUGCACAGAUGACUUUAUUGAAGUUAAGAACCACGUAUUCUUCUCCCCCAUCAACUGGGAUGACCUCAAUUCAAAGAAGAUCACCCCUCCCUUCAACCCCAACGUGACGGGACCCAACGACCUGCGGCACUUUGAUCCAGAGUUCACAGACGAGCCGGUGCCCAGCUCCAUUGGCUGUUCCCCAGACAGCGUGCUCGUCACAGCCAGCAUCAAAGAUGCUGCCGAGGCCUUUGUGGGCUUCUCUUACGCCCCGUCUAUGGACUCCUACCUAUAGGAUUUAAACACAGGCCCUGAAAAUACGCCAAUUCAGACAUACAGACUGUGGCGUGUCCAUGAACUUGCAUCUUGACCCCACCUUACAUUUCCUAUCGGGGUGAUGGAUAUUCCCAAACCAACACUUGCAACAACUCUGCAUCUGCAAAGAAUUUAAACAUGUGUAAAUCCCUAAAACUCUUGGAAGAAGACUUGCUACAAGAGGAAGCCUGCCAUGAUUGGAUUCCACAUUUGGGUUGUAAUCCUCCAUUUUACCUUGAUUUACUAUCACACAAAUUCUUCAACCUUCCACAACAGACACAAACGCUCUGCAGCCUUCAAUGGCCCAUCUCUUACCAGAUAGUGGAGGUCCUUUGCACACAGUUUAGGCAGCUUAAAAGCCCCCCUCGACCCUGCAGCCACAACCGACAAGCACACACACCAACUUCAACUCUUUCUAAAAAAGAGGAAGGCUGGACCGUACUGUAACAGCCCUGACAAGGAUUUCCAUCUUCAUCGCAAAACAUCUUCCUUCUUUUAAGAUUCCGUCAAACCCCCCCACAGGUGCUUUAGUUUCUUCUCAUUAACUUUCUGUGUGGUUGAAAAAAGGGAGUCAUGAAUGUUACAGAGGGGGAAGUUUUAUUUUCUCUCUCAAAGGUGCCUUUUAUUUUUUUCUCUCCAUCAGAACUGACAUCUUUUUGGGUUUGUCUGCGUUGACCUUAAAGUCGCAUCGUUUCAUUUGUGUUUUUCAGUCAAGAGAGGAACGGUGUAGCAUCAAAUUAACACACCUGUUUCGGCAUUAACACGUGAAACGUAGAGAACUUGAAUGAUGUUUCAUAUCUUCCUUUGCACAUACAUUAAUAAUGGUGAUAGAGAGAGAGAGAGAGAGAGAGAGAGCACAGCUGCUAGGUGAGAUAGAGUUAUGUGUUUGCGUAGUUCUGCUUGCCAACUGUGUCCCCCUCAUGUCGUCUUCCAUUCGCCUCACACAAUAAUGUAACGGCGGUCCGCAGCCGUGCCGACUACAUUCGAAACUGAACAUUCCAUUUUAAUAUUGCUGUAAUGCAGAUUGACGGUAUUUAAGUUUGUUUGUAUAUUUGGAGUUAUGUGUACUAGUUGUAAUGUAUAUUGAACAGAACAUGACUAAAGGUAUGCUUAAAUAUGUAUAUGUAACAAUUCAUGUUAAAUGUACUGUAAAUUGUAAAAUUGUUUGAGAUUUAUGUGACCAUGUUUGGUUUGCAAUAAAAGUUUAACUUUAUUACACU
This is a messenger RNA of Cottoperca gobio, 3230 nucleotides long. It is a transcript of the gene sgk1, whose product is annotated as serum/glucocorticoid regulated kinase 1. Lineage: Eukaryota; Metazoa; Chordata; Actinopteri; Perciformes; Bovichtidae. The record is from RefSeq and is a predicted model, not a curated record. The coding region runs from base 131 to 1990 and encodes 619 amino acids. The transcript has 13 exons. Gene Ontology annotation, biological process: protein phosphorylation. Gene Ontology annotation, molecular function: protein serine/threonine kinase activity; ATP binding.